Messenger RNA from Stylonychia lemnae, 2172 nucleotides. The record is from the annotation of a GenBank genome assembly. Lineage: Eukaryota; Ciliophora; Spirotrichea; Sporadotrichida; Oxytrichidae.
AUGACUAUUUUGUCCAUUGUUGGUUUGUUGGUCUAUUUCUUCGUUAUGUUCGCUGAUGUCAUAAGUAAAUCAAGAUAUACAUUAAAUGAGAUUAAGUAUGUGAGGAACCUUUACAAAGAUAAGACCUUCUACUCAUUCAAUGUGAGUUAGUUUGAUUAUGGAGUAUAACUUAGUUAUCAAGGAUUAGAUCCCAAUGUUACUAACUUAUUUUAAUACUUCUCGAUAAAGAUGUUCGUGUUUUAAACUCUGGUGAAAACGAAUUAUACUGAUGGAGAAUAUCCUCUAUACUAUAUUAGAGAAGAUAUUGAUAUGGCAAGAUGCACAAUAGACAGAUUUGGUGGACAAUCAGAGGAAUAAGAUAAUUCUAAAUGGUGGUGUCCUUAGAUUUAAAAUACUUCGCUGCAAGGAAGAAUGGGCUCGAUAGUCUCAAAAAGAAUAAAAAUAGAUCUCACAUACUGCGAUUAAAAAUACUUAAGUAAAAUUUUCCCAAAUCUAACAUGCAAAUCAAGAGAAGAGGCAGAUUCUAUUAGUAAAGAUGUUUAUUAUCUAAUGGGCUAUCUUGAGUAAUUCUUGGAUGUGGCUGAGUUUGAAAAAAAUCCGAUUAAAUAUACAUUAACUGCAUUCUAGUAUACCCCAUAAACUGAUACCAGAUAUGAAUACUUCGGUGUCUCCUAAAAUUAUGUGACCCUAAGAGAUAGUUGGUUGGCAUCUAACAUAGGCGUAUAAAACUAUACUUACGGUACUGUAAGGAGAUAGGGUUCUAACUUCUAACUUAAAAGUAAUAGAGAUUUAUGGGUUUCUUUCAAUUUCUUGAUGGAUGAAAAUGUUGUAGACACAACAAGGAUAUCGUACAACUUCAUUGAUGCUUUAACUGCAACUGGAGGAUUCGCCUCAAUUAUUAUGAUAGUAUUCAAAGCACUUACAGGAAAAAUUCAAACAGUUCUCUAUCAUGCAUCAAUAAUGAAAAGACUCUACCUUAGUAUGGAUUAGUUAGGUGACGAUGCUAUUAAUGAAAUAGUUAAAAAACAAGGUGGCGACUUUGAUAAAUUAGAUCCUGAUCGGAGUCAGAAAAAUGAUAAGUUUAAUGAUACCACUUAGCGAGAUCUUUUAAGUCAAACUAGAGACAUAAAUAAAAACCUUGAACCAUUAGAACAAAUAUCGGAAAAAACUCAGCUGUAACUAUUGAAGGAUAAAUUUAAAAGAUUCAAAUACUUUGAGUAUACAUUUUCAGACUACUUAAAAUCUAAGUUGAGAAAUUGUUGGGCAAAAGUAAUGAAAUAGAAGAAUAGAAACAUUAAAGAUCUACUAUACAAAGUUGGAAUGAGUAAACUAACCAAAGAAUUUGACAUCAUUAGAUAUUUCAAGAAAAUCAGAUUAGCUACAUCUCUUUCUGAACUCUUGCUCUCUGAUUUUUAAAAAGAAUUGAUUCCAUUUUUUGGCUAGAAUGUUUUAACUUAAAUUGAUAAAAAAUCAAAACCUAACUUUUAUAAAAAAUCAAAGACUCUAGAAGAUCCUGAUAUACUUCAUUAAUCAUUAAAAGCAGUAGUUAAAAAUAGCAAAAAAUCAGAAUUAGAUUAGAAGAUUCUAUAAAUGUUGGAGUUACCAAGCAUGCUUGAAAAAAUUUAAGAAAAUCUAAAAUUACAAGUUAAAUAGAAGGAUAAGGAGCAGAAAUCCAAGUCAAAUAAAAAAAGAAAAGACAUUUGGAAGGAUCCCACUUAAACCAACUCAAAACAUCAGAAAAAAAUUAAAAGUUAGUAAUAAGAAUAAGAAAAUUAAACAAAAGAUUAUGAUCCUAAUCAAUAAAUUCCGAAAUAAAAAACUAAAAAUAGACAUGAAACCUUGAAAAAGACAAAUACUUAAUUGAUCUUCGUUCAAUAAUCAUCAAUUGAUAAGAGAACCAAGCCUCAUGAUUUUUCUAAGAAUAAUCACAAAAAUUAACAAAGAAAAGAGAGCAAAUAAACAAAUAAGGAUGAAGUUGCUGAAUUUGAUUAUACUUUAGACACAAAAAAUACUCAUAGAACUAUUCAAUUAAAAGCUAAAUCUAAUUUGAGUAAAGUAUAAUAUGAGAAGUCUGAAUAAGCAGAGAGAUUUUCUUAGAAUAGUAACCCAAUUGGAUCUGAUAUUAUAAAAGAACACGAUUAAGAAGAUAUUAUAGAAAGUAUUUCUGAAUGA